Paramormyrops kingsleyae is the source of this 2594-nucleotide messenger RNA. RefSeq names its product solute carrier family 2, facilitated glucose transporter member 3-like. Gene Ontology annotation, molecular function: D-glucose transmembrane transporter activity. Gene Ontology annotation, biological process: dehydroascorbic acid transport; response to insulin. Gene Ontology annotation, cellular component: apical plasma membrane; plasma membrane; basolateral plasma membrane. The record is from RefSeq and is a predicted model, not a curated record. Lineage: Eukaryota; Metazoa; Chordata; Actinopteri; Osteoglossiformes; Mormyridae.
CUGAAAUGGCAGGACUACGUAUGAAUAGUAUCAGUCAGUGAGAAGCCUGGCUUACUAUUCGCUAGGUGUCUGUGACGGAAAUCAGCCGAAAAUCAGAAAUCCAUCACUGCUGUCCUCAAGGUCGCGCGCGUAGGGCAUCGAGGGGGACGCACUAGGGUUAGAUUCCCAGAUGAAGAUUUGAUGAGGGGGGUGACUGCGCAGUAAUACGUAACACUAUAUAUGUCACGGGAUGCUCUGCAAAACUGGGCAAGGGCAUUCAGAGAAAAAAUAGGAUGCGUACGUGUCGCUUUGGGGGCUCCUUUGCUCAACUGGGAAACGAUCGAGGUUCUUCAUGGGGUACGUGCAGCUGGACGGUCGGCGACUGGAUUAAUUGAGAGGCGAUCGCUGCUUGGUAACAGUACUGAGCCAGACUGGAUUAUAAAAGACAAGAAUUCAGCAUUCGGAGACAUUUCACGAAAUACACUGGAUUUUGUACAGGCCAGAGAGAUUCUGACAACACACUGAGGGAACAUUCCGGAUUCUGCUAUUAGGGCUGCCGAAGACUUAACCGUAAAAAUGGACGGCCAGAAGAAACAGCAGGUGACGUGCUACCUCGUCUUCUCUGUCUCCAUUGUGGUCAUCGGCUCUCUGCAGUUUGGCUACAACACUGGGGUCAUUAAUGCCCCUGAGCAGAAACUGCGAGCCUUCUUCAACAGCACCUGGGUGGGGCGCUAUGGGCAGCCCAUCAGCCCCGGGGUGUGCACGCUGAUCUGGAGCCUGUCAGUGGCCAUCUUCAGCGUGGGCGGCAUGGCUGGAUCCUUCAGUGUGGGCGUCAUGGCAAACACCUUUGGCCGGCGGAAUUCCAUGCUGAUUAUCAAUGUCCUGGCCCUGAUUGGUGCAGUCCUGAUGGGGCUGUCCACUCUCUGCGCCUCCUUCGAGAUGGUGAUAGCAGGGAGGUUGGUGAUUGGCCUGUUCUGUGGCCUGUGCACGGGCCUGACUCCCAUGUAUGUGGGUGAGGUGGCCCCCACCGCCCUCCGCGGAGCCUUCGGGACUCUGCACCAGCUGGGAGUCGUGGUGGGGAUCCUGAUUGCGCAGAUCUUCGGCUUGGAGGCCCUGCUCGGUUCGGAGAUGCUCUGGCCGGUGCUUCUAUCCCUGACUGCUAUUCCAGCCCUGAUCCAGACUCUACUGCUUCCCUUCUGUCCCGAGAGUCCAAGAUUCCUGCUCAUCAACAGGAACCAGGAGGAACUCGCUCGCAAAGCCCUCGUGAGGUUGCGCGGUUGUGAGGAUGUCAGCGAGGACAUGCAGGAGAUGAAGGAGGAAAGCAUGAAGAUGGCCAUGGAGAAGAAGGUGACCAUACCCGAGCUCUUCCGCUCCCCGCUAUACCGGCAGCCCAUCGUCAUCGCCAUCAUGCUGCAGCUCUCCCAGCAGCUGUCCGGGAUCAAUGCCGUCUUUUAUUACUCAACCGGUAUUUUUGAGUCUGCUGGAGUGACCAAACCCAUCUACGCCACCAUCGGAGCCGGGGUGGUCAACACCGUCUUCACCGUGGUAUCGCUGUUUCUUGUGGAGAGGGCGGGUCGCAGAACACUCCAUCUUCUCGGCCUGGCUGGCAUGGCAGUCAGCGCCCUGCUUCUUACUAUUGCAUUACUAUUGAAGGACAUAGCGUCUCUGAGUUACCUCAGCAUCGUGGCAGUCUUCGCCUUCGUGGCCAUGUUCGAGAUGGGGCCAGGGCCCAUUCCCUGGUUCAUCGUGGCUGAGUUGUUCUCCCAGGGGCCUCGACCGGCCGCCAUGGCUGUAGCUGGCUGCUCCAACUGGACGUCCAACUUCCUUGUAGGAAUCAGCUUUCCCAAGCUGGUGGAAUGGUGCGGCCCUUACGUCUUCAUCAUCUUCAUGAUCUUUCUCAUCAUCUUCUUUGUCUUCACCUUCUUCCGAGUUCCUGAGACUAAAGGACGGACCUUCGAAGACAUCGCCCGUGGAUUCAGUGGGUCCGCCAACCCCGCCAGCCUGGGCCAGCCCCUCCCACAGCAGGAUGAAUCCACCCUGUCCGCUUCUCCUACCAAGGAGAAGGUUCCCUUAGAGAAUGUACCAGCCGAGGACAUGACAGAAACACCUCAGAAGCCCAGUAGCAACACAUAGGAAAGCCAGUCUACUGUCAGGCCCGUAAGGUGACAGUCAGUGUAACGAGGAUUGGAGAUAUGUGCGUUUUUUGUUGCUUGUUUUUUUGCGUUUUUUUUUUUUUUUGCGUAAAUGUGCGUGGAAUUUGAAUGUUAAACAUGCAUAAGUGGAAGAGAAAAGAGUUCAGCUUUCAAUAUGUGCAGAUUGGAUAGUCUAGUGUUUUAAUGAGAAAUAUUUGUGACUAUAUUUUGUGUUUAAUGUGUACAUAUAGUUUGAGUUUUGUUAAUUUACAAGUGUAAAUUAAUUUAUAAUUAAGUUACAUUUAUCACAACAUUUUAUGCAUCAGCAACACCAACAUAUCCAUUAGCUCACUGCGAUCGAUGCUGUUUGUUAUUUUCUUUUCUUUUCUUUACUUAAAAUUACAGACGCUCCUUUACUUACGAACUUUCAGACAUACAAAUGAAGAGGACUGUAAGUCCAAAUUGUGUUCAUUAGGCUCCCGU